AUGUGGCAUCCAAACUCAGGUGGCAACAAGAAGCUGAACACGACCGAAAAGAUCAUACCGCUCGCUUUUCUCAAAGGUACAGGCCACAAGAGCGUCUACGACAUGUCCGUCAAAGAAUUCGUCGACAACACCACCAAACAUCUCCAUACCGAUCGUGACAUGGUCACCGAGUUCUCUUCCUGGUCUGCGUCGCCUAGAUUUGUCCUUCAUUAUGCCACGUCUCGUAGAGCAAGCGCCUACAUCGCAGUCAUCGACACUCAGGGACUCGAAAUGGAAAAGGGAAACGCCAUGUUCCACGUACCUGCCCUCCAAUCAAUCUUUGGUCGUCCUGCAGCUCGUCGUGGCUCGGUCUACGAGACGUACAACUGGGAAUAUCUCGUGCAUGGUGUUGUCGAGGGCAAACACUACAAGGCAGUCUCGUUCCAAUCCCUCUGUGACGAAGGCUUGACCAAGCAUUUUCCAGCGCUGAAUGGACAUAUUCACGCUUGGGGUGCUGAGAUGUUUCCACUGCCUAACCUCAUCAUACCAUUCAGUCCGGAAGAGCUACACGAACUGGACAAGAUUGCCAAACUUUUUGGACCAGAGUCUGAUAUGCGUGCUGCAAUCACUCUUACGUUGUUUUGCUGCAAGAGACGCACUGACCUCGGUACUCGAUUGGAGGAAAAUGAGCUGCACGAGAUUGUCCAGUACCUUGGUGGCCGCAGCNNAAUGUUCCUCACGAUUGGUGCGACUCUCGCUUGCUCUGCAAUGGCAUCUAUGAUCCCCGCUACGAAGACAACAAGCAAAUGGUCAAUGUGA
Messenger RNA from Aureobasidium uvarum, 798 nucleotides. The record is from the annotation of a GenBank genome assembly. NCBI's taxonomy places the organism in Eukaryota, Fungi, Ascomycota, Dothideomycetes, Dothideales, Saccotheciaceae.